Messenger RNA from Humulus lupulus (European hop), 1744 nucleotides. Its product is annotated as cytochrome P450 CYP94D108-like. The coding region runs from base 3 to 1583 and encodes 526 amino acids. The transcript has a single exon. Lineage: Eukaryota; Viridiplantae; Streptophyta; Magnoliopsida; Rosales; Cannabaceae. Gene Ontology annotation, molecular function: iron ion binding; monooxygenase activity; oxidoreductase activity, acting on paired donors, with incorporation or reduction of molecular oxygen. The record is from RefSeq and is a predicted model, not a curated record.
UAAUGAAUCGAAGGAGCUCUUCUCUGAUUGUUCUAUCUCUGAUUGUUUCUAUGGAGCUCUUCUCUUCUCUAACGCCAUUUUUCUUCCUUCUCUUUUCUAUCUAUAUCUUCGUUCACAUUUAUCAAACAAGACCCAAGAAACCUAAUGUUGCAACUUCUACCAUCAUCAUCAAAAGCUACCUUAUACUCGGCCACCUACUGGAGUUAAUCAAGAACCGAAACAGAAUACUCGACUGGUUCACUGAUUUUCUUAGACAAAACCCUAAAAACACCGUAGUCUUAAAACGACCCUUCAAUAAACCGACCGUCGAAACUGCCAACCCUUUAAACGUGGAGCACUUGGCCAAGACCAACUUCGAGAACUACCCUAAGGGCGACUUUUUACUAUCACUCUUGGGCGAACUACUCGGCGGAGGAAUAUUCAACUCCGACGGGGAUCGCUGGAAGAUGCAACGAAAGGCUGUGAGCCACGAGUUCAGCACCAAGUCCUUAAGAAACUUCGUCCUUGAAAGUGUCGUGGUCGAGAUCGAAACUAGGUUACUUCCGAUUCUGGAGAAGGCCUCCGAAACCGGUCAGACUAUAGAUUUACAGGACGUUUUGGAGAGGUUCGCUUUUGAUAACAUCUGCAAAUUGGCUUUCGACGUUGACCCGGGUUGUCUCUGCGUCGACGGAGCCGAUAACGGUGGUGCCGCCAAUGAAUUCGUGAGGGCUUUUGCAGAAGCCGUCGAAUUAAGCUCCGCUAGGUUCAUGGAAAUUAUUCCCUUAACAUGGAAGAUUAAGAGGUUUCUAAACGUUGGAUCAGAGAAACGUCUGAAACAAUUAAUCGCAACCGUUCAUAAAUUUGCUGAUAGUAUUAUAAAAUCAAGAAAGGAUGAAAAAAACACCAAAGGAGACCUACUGUCAAGAUUUAUCGGAGACGACGGACUAAACUCGCCCGAGUUCUUGCGAGAUAUUGUGACUAAUAUAAUUAUCGCAGGACGAGAUACCACAACCGCAGCUCUUUCCUGGUUCUUUUGGCUCAUAUCGUCCAGACCAGAAAUCCAACAAAAUAUCUUGAAAGAGCUCGAGCUAAUUCGGGCUCGAACUGAUGCUACAAAUUUCAGCAAUAAUACUUAUAGCUUCGACCAAAUUAGAGAUAUGCAGUACUUGCACGCCGCGAUCACGGAAAGUAUGAGACUUUACCCGCCUCUGCCGGUGGAUUCGAGGUUGUGUCUAAACGACGACGUUUGGCCGGAUGGGACUUUGGUGGGAAAGGGUACUGUGGUGUCGUUUCAUCCGUACGCCAUGGGGAGAAUGGAGAGUAUAUGGGGCGAGAAUCGUCUUGAGUUUCAGCCGGAGAGGUGGCUCGCCGAUGGAGUGUUUCGGCCGGAGAAUCCGUUCCGGUAUCCUGUAUUUCAUGCCGGUCCGAGAACGUGUCUCGGGAAAGAAAUGGCUUAUAUUCAGAUGAAGUCGAUUGCAGCGUCGGUGCUUGGGAAGUUUGAAGUGGACGUAUUGAAUAGAGCCACGUGUCCAGAGCAUCUGCUUGUUGUGACUUUAAGAAUGAAAGGGGGUUUACCGGUCAAAAUUAGUAAAAGAUCAGUUUAGUGUGAUUACUGAUUAGAUAAUGUUUUUUUUAAUCAGUAUUGUUAUUUAUAAUAAUCUCUUUUGGUUUCGUGGAAAGAGAGGCUUUCUUUGUUUAAUUUUUACAUGCUCCACAGGAGUGUAUUAUUAAAAGUGUAUCAUUGGCUAUGAAAUUGAUGUUUUUU